Tarenaya hassleriana is the source of this 620-nucleotide messenger RNA. RefSeq lists its product as uncharacterized. Lineage: Eukaryota; Viridiplantae; Streptophyta; Magnoliopsida; Brassicales; Cleomaceae. The record is from RefSeq and is a predicted model, not a curated record. Bases 37 to 480 code for a protein of 147 amino acids. The transcript has a single exon.
CCUUCCUCCCUCGGCGCACGGUCCAUCUCCAACGCCAUGGACCACCGCGCUCAAGCGGGCUCGAACCGGUUAGACCACUGGUCCGAAGAAACCCUAUGGCACACCAACAACAACAAGGGCGAGGACAAGAUACUCGAGAUCGAUACAUGGAAGCCACGCUUGCCCGCAAGAACGUACCGUUCGGACAGCAAAUCUCCGAGGACUGCGCUCAAGCCGACGAGGAGCGAGUACUCAUCAUGGGGGUAUUACCCGAACCACAUGGUGAAAACUGAGUCUUGCAGGGCUAAGGUGCGGUCGGUCAGCGCGCCGAGGCAACGGCUCGAGUUCUCGGACAACAAUGGCCACAACAGGUCAGUUCAUGGACAUUACUGUUACUACUACACGGCCGCAGACAGGUCAGUGGAGCAGUGUUGCGGAGGAGGGUUGUCUGAAGGGUUGAAUCGAAGAAACCCGAGCGGGAGAUCAAAGAUUGGGUUAUGAUUUGGAAUUUGUUCAUGUUUCUUGGUAAUUUUACGUGACCUCAACAGGUUUUUUUAUUGUCGGUAAAAAGGUAAAAUUCUCAUUUUUUGUUCGGUGUCUUGAAGUUUUGAGGACAAUAUACUAAUACGGUGGCUUCCUAA